AUGGCUUCCAAGGCUUUGCCCCUGCUGGGCUUCCUCCUCAUCGCCAUGCUCCUCGUCUCCGCCGCCGUCGACGCCACGGACACCAAGGAGAAAGAAACAAGUUUGUUCUUAUCCCCACCUCUCCCCCUCCCUCACAUAUCGACCUCGCUGUUGCUCCCAUUCUGCUGAGACUCCACGUUUCAGGAGCUCCCAGAGUUUCUCAGGCUAACGCAGAAGCUUUUUCAUUGCCAUGCUACUGAGACUCCACGUUUAAGGAGCUCCCAGAGUUUCUCAGGCUAACGCAGAAGCUUUUUCAUUGCCAUGCUACUGAGACUCCACGUUUCAGGAGCUCCCAGAGUUUCUCAGGCUAAUGCAGAAGCUUUUUCAUCCCCAUGCAGAGAUCUCCAUCGACCAGCGCGGGGGCGGCUACCCGUACCGUGGUGGCGGCCGCGGCGGCUACCCAUACCCCGGCGGCGGUGGCCGGGGCGGCUACCCGUACCCCGGCGGCGGCGGCGGUGGCUACCCUUACCCGGGCGGAGGCGGCGGCGGCGGCGGCUACCCUUACCCGGGCGGAGGCUACCCGCCCUGGCGGCGGUGCCGUUACCAUUGCUGCGGUAGGUACGGCCACAACUGUUGGUGCUGCAGCCGGAGGGAGUUCGUGGCUACCGCGGAGAAGCACAACUGA
This is a messenger RNA of Spirodela intermedia, 664 nucleotides long. The record is from the annotation of a GenBank genome assembly. NCBI's taxonomy places the organism in Eukaryota, Viridiplantae, Streptophyta, Magnoliopsida, Alismatales, Araceae.